Messenger RNA from Melitaea cinxia (Glanville fritillary), 2928 nucleotides. RefSeq lists its product as uncharacterized. The transcript has 11 exons. Gene Ontology annotation, cellular component: MSL complex. The record is from RefSeq and is a predicted model, not a curated record. NCBI's taxonomy places the organism in Eukaryota, Metazoa, Arthropoda, Insecta, Lepidoptera, Nymphalidae. The coding region runs from base 519 to 2807 and encodes 762 amino acids.
CUAUGGUUCAGAACAGGUGGCCUUUUCUCAGCGAUUCCUUUGCCCAUGACCCCUGACAAAGCAAAUAAAACUUUAAAAAUAUCUACGGUUGACGCCUUGACGCUAGUUGAUAAAUUUUGUUACAAAUUUUAUAAGAUUGACACUAAAACUUGAUGUCGUAGAAGUGAUGUAAUUAAACGGUCAAUUCAAUUAGAGAUUUAAUAUUUCGAAUGUUUUUCUGUGGGAUAAAUUUUUGCGCCAUCUUUUACUCACGGAACAAUUGUAUAGUUGCGUCUAUUAUCAUUUUACAUGUGCGUGAAACAAAUGUCAGAACAUAAGACGUACGUAGAAUUGUAGCUGUUUUGACAAUGUAAUACCGGAGGAAUAUAAGUAAUAUUGUUUCUUCCUACGGACUCUUAUUUGUGGCGAGAAGAACGAAAAAGCCGCGGUAAUGUUACGGACAAGUGUAGAUUUGGUUAGCUAGGUUUUGACAGCCGGCGGGCUUGUCGUAAGUGAUUUACGAUUGGCUUCCUAUAAAAAUGAACAGUCGCAGUAGCGUAAAUGAAACGAAUUUGGUGAAUUUCUCGGCGGAUUUGUCGACAUUGAACCAGUUGGACGCCAAAGACAGUUUGCUGAGUUUUCCCUUCGAUCACAUCUACGCAUGUCACUCUCAAAGCUCAGAUAGAAGGCAGCCUCUUCAAUUGGAAAAAGAAGUGGAAAUAUCAACGCAUUGUGUUACGGCAGAAGAAAAAAAGAAUACUAGUUCUUCUGAGGUAACAAGGCUGUCAGAACAGCUCACUGUGACUGAGAAUCAGAACAAAAAGCUCAAAGAUCUGUUCAUCUACCAUUUGGAUCUUAUUCAACAACAAAACGAACUUAUAAGCAAACGUGACAAGUUGUAUCAAGCUUUAAAACAGGAAAAUGAUACACUUAAGGCAAAAUUAAUUCGAAUGGACAGAAGAGUAGGGUUGAGUCAACGGCACACUGUUAAUCCUCCUCUUUACACACCAACAUCGACUAUAACUUCUGGUGUUCUCAAGACCGAACAGGGUGUUUCUCAGAUUAUGUUAAAUAGCUUUACAGAACUGCUUUUACCAGAUAAAGGAAAUUCAUUUCUUUUUGAUAAAAAUAAAACUUUUGGACAGGGAGGGACAUUCGGGAUUGCGAGAACGAAUAUAGAACCAGAGCUACCAAAUUACACAUCAGGCGACAUAAAAGUUCCGGCCUUAGAUAAAAAACACAAUUGUGAUAAUUUUAAAAUGAUUGACAACAAGCGAUCGAUCAUUAAGAAAGAGGUCAAGACUGAAAAUCGCCCGGAGGCAUUGUACACAGUUACUUCGAACAGUGGCACUCCAAUAAUCCAAAGAAUACAAAGGAACAGGCGGAGGACCUCUGGCAUUGGCAGUUUGAGUCGUAUGACAAAGACUCCCAAGACUCAACCGACAGAAACCACAAAAACAAAUACGGAUCAAGGCUACGAUAGAUCGUAUAGUGUUAACAAAAAAUCCAAAAUGAUUAACACAUACGGCAAGUCGAGAACUUCAACCAUACCAAAGCGGACGUCUCAAUUUACGGGAUCGUUGUCAGAUAGAUUACGACUAAUCGAUACCACACCUACUGGAGAAGAUCCCUAUCAGCUCGGCGAAGCGGAUAUGAGGGAACAGUCUCCAAUACCGAAGCUUAUGUUGCAGAAAACCAAUCACGGCAGAAUGAAGAUAUCCUCGGAUUCAACGGGUGAAACGUCCCGGCGAAUCUACGACAUGCCCGAUACUAAGACGAAAAUAAACAGGUUCAUGUCUGCCUACGAGCAAUCUAAGAAAGACCCGGAGAAAACGAUGAUGAUUGACGAACCCGCCAUGGAUAUGGUGAAGACUGAAACGGAUAUAGAUUGGCGGAUGUUCUCGGAAAAACCAGUUAACGAUAGUAGCUUGUGCGACUUUGCGUUCGGGGAAUCGAACAGUAAUUUGUCAUCAAUAAUGCCGUCGUUGGACGCAAAUGAAUUUCAGGAAUUGUUCACGUCGGAUGCGGCUCUGAAUCUAGAUAAUUUAAAUCAGUUAGAUUAUCCGACAGAAAAAUUGGUUCCCGAAAAAACUAAGAGGCGGAAUGCUCGGACCACAAGUUUUAUAAACCCUGGCGAUGAAGGGGAAGUUGAAAUAAAACGUGGCGCUCCAAGCACGCGGGGUAGAAAGAGAGCAUUCUCUGCUAUUGGUCUGGGGAAACAAAAUGCUAAGGGCCUAACUAAACCAAGAGCCACUAGAGGAAAGGCCGCAUCUCGAGGGAAAAGGUCACCGGUACCGGGUAUAAUGACAAAUAAACCAUAUCCGACAUUAGUAGGCGACUCGGACCUUUCCUGGUAUUUUGGCUUAGACCCAGACUUGAAACUUGAGGACAUCGACCCACCGGCUGACAGCCAAGCCUCUACUGUCGAGGUACCGAGAUGGCGUGAAAAGCCUUACACUAGUUGUUACACGCUUGAGGGUACAGAGAAUGUUGAUGACAAAGUUUUUGAGAAACGACAUCAAAAGCUCGAGGCUGAAGAGAGGCGGCAGCUGAGGUGGCAUAUGAGGCGGAUAAGGGAGCAACGUCACGUAGAACGGUUACGUUUGAGACAAAGAGAUUCGUGGAGUUCAACUGUAAGCGCGCCCUCUGUGUAUUCCGUAUGGCCUCGGCCGCAACAAGACGCGAGGUUCAUUGAAAUAACUACGGAAUUACCUGUGACGGCGUUUGGGGAGCCAUUACCUCAGCUGCCUGAAUCAGAUUUUAUGUUGCCGUGGGUUCGGACGUCUAAAGCUCUAAAGAGGUCAAAAAGAUCGAAAACUCUCCACUGAAGCUUAGAAUUCCCAUUGCAGAGGGAAUGGACAGUAUAUAUUAUAUGUAAAACAUUUGUGUUUAAUGUGUCUAUGAAAUUCUACAAUAAAAAAGGAAAAGUGUCCAGGACAUGAUAUAUUA